Molecule: messenger RNA, 5207 nt
Organism: Manis javanica (Malayan pangolin)
Lineage: Eukaryota; Metazoa; Chordata; Mammalia; Pholidota; Manidae
Source: RefSeq, a predicted model, not a curated record
AUGCGAAUUGGGACCAAUGGGCAGAAAACCCAGGAGCAUAUAGAAGAAAGCAGAACUGGAUGGGCUGGUGGAUUCUUUGUUUCAACACCAGUUUUCAGCUCUGAUGCCAUUUCAUACUACAAAAUAUUUAGCGACAAGGAUGGCUACAAACAUAUUCACUAUAUCAAAGACACUGUGGAAAAUGCUAUUCAAAUUACAAGUGGCAAGUGGGAGGCCAUAAAUAUAUUCAGAGUAACACAGGAUUCACUGUUUUAUUCUAGCAAUGAAUUUGAAGGCUACUCUGGAAGAAGAAAUAUCUACAGAAUUAGCAUUGGAAGCUAUCCUCCAAGCAAGAAGUGCAUUACUUGCCAUCUAAGAAGAAAAAGGUGCCAGUAUUACACAGCAAGUUUCAGUGACCACGCGAAGUACUACGCACUCGUCUGCUACGGCCCAGGCCUCCCCAUUUCUACCCUUCAUGAUGGCCGCACCGAUCAAGAAAUUAAAAUCCUGGAAGAAAACAAGGAAUUAGAAAAUGCUUUGAAAAAUAUCCAGCUGCCCAAAGAGGAAAUUAAGAAACUUGAAGUGGAUGAAAUGACUCUAUGGUACAAGAUGAUUCUUCCUCCUCAGUUUGACAGAUCAGAGAAGUAUCCCUUGCUAAUUCAAGUGUAUGGUGGUCCCUGCAGUCAGAGCGUCAAGUCUGUAUUCGCUAUUAGUUGGAUAUCUUAUCUUGCAAGUAAAGAAGGGAUAGUCGUUGCCUUGGUUGAUGGUCGAGGGACAGCUUUCCAGGGCGACAAGUUCCUGUACGCAGUCUACCGAAAGCUGGGUGUUUAUGAAGUCGGGGACCAGAUCACAGCUGUCAGAAAAUUCAUAGAAAUGGGUUUCAUUGAUGAAAAAAGAAUAGCCAUAUGGGGCUGGUCCUACGGAGGGUAUGUCUCAUCGCUGGCCCUGGCUUCAGGAACUGGUCUUUUCAAAUGCGGGAUAGCGGUGGCUCCAGUCUCCAGCUGGGAAUAUUACGCAUCUAUCUACACAGAGCGAUUCAUGGGCUUCCCAACAAAGGAUGAUAAUCUCGAGCACUAUAAAAAUUCAACUGUGAUGGCAAGAGCAGAAUAUUUCAGAAAUGUAGACUAUCUUCUCAUCCACGGAACAGCAGAUGAUAAUGUGCACUUUCAAAACUCAGCACAGAUUGCUAAAGCUCUGGUUAACGCACAAGUGGAUUUCCAGGCAAUGUGGUACUCCGACCAGAACCACGGCAUCUCCGGCCUGUCCACGAAGCACUUAUACACCCACAUGACCCACUUCCUAAAGCAAUGUUUUUCUUUGUCAGACUAAAAAUGGUGCGGAGCCAAGCUGGACCACAAUCUGAACACUGCUUAUAAAUGCCUCAGACCAUUUGCUUGUUUUACUUUUUAUGCUGUUAAAUGUUGGUGUAAACAAACAAACGGAUGUUGUUCUAAAGGCUGGCAAGAAAUUAGGAGGACUCAGAAGUUCAACCUAAAUAUUGUUUACAUUUUCUCACACUCUGUGGAAGAGGCGAAAAAAACCAUGCCUUGUGCUUUGGACAUGAACCGCGUUUUCCCCUGUUCAUUUGAGGAAUUAAAUAAAGUCAGAAGUUAAAGGGCUCUUGUUUUCUCCCUGUGCAUUAAUUUCAGGUUCCAGUUUCUAUCCCAGGAAGAAAUGCUUGUUCUAGGGAAGUACAGGAAUGAUGUUAGGGGGGUUAUGGAGGAGGAGAAUCUAGAAGCUGUUUUGGAUUUUUGUAGUUAGAACUCCAAAUGCUGGCAUGAAUGGCUCAGAGUAGGAAAAAGUAUUGUUCAGAAAUCAAGUUUGAGAUGCACUUUGUGGAGGUACCCUGAAGGCAGCACUCAAUGUUUAUUCAAUUUCCCCCUGAGUAUUUCUUCAGCAUUACCAACAGCAUUGGAUAAAGGUGAAGUUGGAAUUUUGAAUUCAGGCUCCUUUUAAGAAAUGCUUCAAAUUUGGAAAUAUUCCUAUUUUACAUCCCGUUUUAGAAUUAGUAAUGAUAACUGCCCUCAGAUCGGUAAACCCACACCAAACUAAAGCAAAGGGUAAAUUAAAUGGAUGUCACUAGUUGGAGAGGAAAAUUGUUAUAUGAAAUUUUUCUGGGGUUUUUGGUUCUAAGUAAUAGAGAUCAUUUUGAAAAUGAAAACCAAAUAAAGCUCUAAUACCUGUAAUGCCAAAGGUAGUAACUGUGCCCAUCAACGAGAAACUUACGGGUGGCUUGCCAUCUCUGUGAUUGCCACAGAAUUUAAAAAAUCUACACCAGGGCACCAGAGGACAUUUCUUAAAUGAGUGCUGGAAGUCUCCAUGAAGCCACCGCCUAGGGGAUUUUCGCUGGCACGUUUCCCAGCACGGAUUGCCCCAGAUGAUUUCCCUAUCCCUGGCGUGAUUGCCCCGGUGGUGGGUAGAAGGCCCCAUGCCUUCUCUCAUGUUCUGCAGCCGGAAGCACCAGUCUAGGCCUGGAGCAUCACAGCCAGAAUGGCCUCGAAGGGCACACAGACCACGGGCGCCUCGAGAGUUUUCAGGCACUUCUUAGUCUGGCACUCAUUCCACUAGCGCUUGCUGAAAUCUGCCUCCCACUCAGGCCACGUGGCCCCGCCUGACCCUUCAGGUGCAGGUGCUCUGCAGUGGUCAGGGAGCCUGCUCAAGACUCACAGAUUCAGGACUGGCCACAGCCCCUUGUCUCCACAUCCGGGCAACUGCUGACAGCGAGGGUGGGAGAGAAUGAUUAGCUUCCCUUUCUGUUCUGCGUGGGGCAACGUGUGACGCAAACCCAGAUUUCUCAAAAUGUUCUCAUCAUUCAUUCCAACUAAGAAGAAGAGAACAACCAACAGUUAUUUCCUAAUAUUCUAUCUAGAGAGACAAGGGGGCAAUUACAAAUACUAAGAACAUCUUGCUACUCCACCUUCUUUUCUGCCUUUGUGGAAUACAUGAAGCCAGCCUUUACUAUAUUAAUGUAAUAAGGAGUCUCCAGCCUCAUGCCUUUGAUCCUGCUGCCACAGAGGCAACUUCUGCAAGACAAAUCUAACUGCAUCACUUUCCCAUGCAGAAAGUUCCAGUAAUUCUUAAUGCAUCUAAAAAAUAAUAUUGUAGGUAUUAGGUGUACAGCAUUUCCAUCAUUACAGCAAGUGCUAUUGGAUGGCGCUAUCCCAGAAGAAUCUUCAUGACUGUAUCUUGGAAUUUAGCAUGUGGUACAGUUCACCACCCGAUACAUGAGUGAACACCUGUGUUCAUGGAAUACUACAUUAUUAUAUUACUCUAUAUUACUAUUGAUGAAGCCUUCCCUGACCCCCUUAGGUAGAAUCAGCCAGGUGCUCCUCAGGGUUGUCAACAUGUGUUUAUGUAUUUAUUCAUUCAUUCAACAAACAUUUAUUGAGUCUGUCUAUACACCAGACACUGUGCAAAAUUUUGAAGAAACAGUGAUGGCAAGGUAGCAAUUUAAAAGGCAGGGUUUAUUUUUCAAUGUUCACAUUUUGUACAGCUCUGCUAGAUUCUUCUUUUGGUUUGGAAGAUAUAAGAUACAUAAAUGACAAAGAGGAAAGAUUUUAGUAGAAAAUAUUAAACUAAAAGGGAUGAUUUUAAAAUAUCUUAUCUUCUCUAUUUGUAGGAAGCAAGUUGUAGUAAUUAUCCUUUACCACAUUAUGUUCUUGGUAUGAGAUAUUUGGAAGGACAAUCUCCAAAUACCUUAAUUAAUGCUGCGAACUAUAAUCAUUCUUCAUAGAUCACAAACUUGAGAUUUGCAUGCUUUCAUUUGACAAAUAUAAUUGCAUGCCACUGUUUUAGGUACUAUAGGUGACUCCCCCCUUCCAAAAAAAAAUGUAGCAGGAUGCAAGUCUAUAGGCAGGAACUUAAAGUCUUGUAAAGGUGAGAAAUGAAUAUAACUACAAUGUAAAUUCAAAUGAGAUCAGUGCUCUAGGUAUAAAAUUCUAGUAUGUAUAAGAGGGAAACUGUCACAAAAUUAUACCAUCUCAAAAAAUAAUCUCAAAUUUGGUACCACUAUGCUGUCCUUAAAGCUAUUUUAAAAGGUUCCAAAAUUCUAAGUGACCAUCCAAUAUUUCUUAGAGUGAAUGACAAAGAAGCAGCAAGAAAAUGGGUAUUUUGUUAAAUUUAACACAAAUGAGGAAACUUUGAUUGAGGUUUAAGUUCUUUUGAAAAUCCAGAAAUACAAAAUGUGUAAUUUAUUUUCUUUAUUUCAUCCUCAAGAAACAUUUUUCAAUACCUAUGUUGUACGUGGCAGUGUUCUGGGAACUGCAGGGGUUGCAAAUAUGAAUAUAUAUGACAAUUUCUCCAUUUCUAGACUCUUUCAGUAAAGGCGACUUAACGAAUCUGAUUUUCCCAACAUUUGAGCAUUUUUCAGAAACUGACAGAUCUUUAUGCAAAUGUUGUUGCCAAGCUGUUUGUAAUGGUGAAAUUAUACUUUGACAGUAACUCUUUAAAAUAUAUUAAACCCAGCUAAGGUUUUUUUGGAAAUGUUGCCAAUUAAGUGACUUUAAUGAGCUUCUUGAUGGUAAUGUAAUUACAAUUCAGAUGUUCUAAUUGUAAAAAAAAAAAUACAGUUCUGGGAAAGUUAACAGUAAAAUAAGCAAAUGUAAAAUAAAUUAUGGCUAAUUUAAAUUGUGAUUAUGUGGUCCUCUGAGAAGACUACCAAAACAAUGCUUUCAAUUACGCUGUUUGUAAAGUAGAAAGAAGGCAUCUAACAGAUAUGUUAAAUUUAUCCAAUAAAGCAGAUAUUUUGAGUUUAACCAAUAAAACAGAUCAAAAAUUUCUGAACACAGUAAAUCAUUCUAGCUUGUAAAGAACUGCUAAAACACUUCCUUGCCAUUAUGGAGAGGUACCUUGGCAAUUUGAAGUAGAAUACUUUCUCAUUCAGGGAGAAAUAAGUGCCUGGACCUUACCAAGCGAUUCAUGGGGAAAACGAUCUGGCUCCUAGCAGAAGUCUCUAAUGACCACCUGCUCAGAUUACUGGCAUGCGAUGCUAACAUGCUGGUCAUAAACACUUUUUUUGACGCACAGGUAAUGUCUUUGGCAAGCUAGAGCAGUGUGAUUUUACUCUGUUGGCCUCUAAUUAAUGCUCCAUUACUUAACGCUACUUAAGAAAAAUUGCUUUGACAGUGUAUGUUUUACCAAAUACUCAUUGGUGCAGCAUUAAAUCCUUCACACUAUGGUUAUACAAAGUCUGUAUCCUGUGAAUAAAAGCAGUAAUCAAGCCGACAUGC